AGGAUCCUCUACGUCUAUCAAACGGACCGGCAGAUCCAGGAACCUUGCUCUGUGCCGCGCUUACAGCGACUUCCGGCGAGCCAUGCGCCACAAUGUUCUUGGCUAGGCUCGCGGAAAGUCUGCCAUAUAAGACUGUGGUCUGUAUUCUGACACCGUCAUAGCACCCCCCAUCGAAGAACUCGUAUGUCCGCUUCAAGCUCUGUCACCGAGAACUCUGGGCCAUUGGACGAUCCAGCUCCCUCAUCGCAAGGAGAGACCCCAAUUACCUUCAUCUAUCCGUCCGUGUGCAUGAACUGCCGCAGGGACAACCUCAAGUGCCGAUUUCCCCCACGCACAAGCCCGGACCAAGCGCGGAGGUCCUGCUUACAAUGCACCCAGCGCUGCAUGAACUGCGUGCCAAUUACGGCUUCGAUCGAAUCCUCGAGCAGGGGGCGCUGAAAACUGGCCAUUCGGUGCCACGGUUUUUGCCAUGAUCCGGAGUGAAUUGCACUCUUACAGGGCAUAUAUUCCAUAUAGGAUUGUAUGGAAUUUAUCUCCGUGGAC
Mycena citricolor is the source of this 543-nucleotide messenger RNA. The record is from the annotation of a GenBank genome assembly. NCBI's taxonomy places the organism in Eukaryota, Fungi, Basidiomycota, Agaricomycetes, Agaricales, Mycenaceae.